Messenger RNA from Paramacrobiotus metropolitanus, 2251 nucleotides. RefSeq lists its product as uncharacterized. The record is from RefSeq and is a predicted model, not a curated record. NCBI's taxonomy places the organism in Eukaryota, Metazoa, Tardigrada, Eutardigrada, Parachela, Macrobiotidae. Bases 68 to 1654 code for a protein of 528 amino acids. The transcript has 2 exons.
AGACUGUUUUGGAGUGUUUUCCGUUUUCGGUUUUCCUUUGCUGUUUAAAUUUUCGCCAUAAUGUAAAAUGGAAAUUGAUGGCGUGAUCGAUGCUCCCGAAGAAAGCUGCUCGAGCGUGAAAUUCUGUGCCUGCUGCAGUUAUCGCGAAGUGUACAACACCCGUCAACUGUUCGAUUUCCCCUCGGCUGACGAUCCCCGACGGCAGCUGUGGAUCGACGCAUGCGGAGAAGGAGCGGACUUCUUCCCGCAUCCCGAUUCCCGGGUGUGUAGCAAUCAUUUUGUGGAAUCUGAUUUUGACCAGCCGUUCCGUCGCGCAGAAGACGGUUGGUGGGUGACGCAGCUGAAAACUACAGCCGUUCCAACGCGCAACGUGAAGACGAAAACCCCCGACGCUGCGUGCGGUAGCCGUGACGACAGCCAGCUGAAAUCAAUAGCCGUGCCAGCGCCCAACUUGCACACGGAAUCCCCUGACGUUCCGUGCGGUAGCCCUGACGACAGCCAGCUGAAAUCAACAGACGUUUCAACGCGCAACUUACAAAAGGAAAACCCGGACGCCGCGGGCGGUAGCCCUAACGACAACCAACUGAAGUACACUGUCGUACCAACGCGCAGCUUGAAGGCAAAAACCCCUGACGCUCCGUGCGGUAGCCCUAACGACAGCCAGCUAAUGACAUGGACGUUUAAGAUUGACGCUACUCCGUCGUUCAGUAAUGCCCCCAAGAAGCCAAGUCAGCCCACUCAGAAAAAGCGCAAAAAACGCGGUAGCCCCCGUUAUACGGCAGUCAAAAAGAGAAUGCCCAAGCCGAAUCCCGAUGGCGGGAAUCAUGUCGACAAAAUUCCUGUAGCGCGGAAGCCGAAGCCGAAGAAGCGCAGUCGUCUCGUAGCGGCGAUCGCCGUACCCACGCAACGUGGGACACGAUCACGGCCGUCCGGGUGCGGUCGGCAUGUCGCUACUCCACUUUUGAAAAGUCUUUUGCAACCCGACACGCCCAGACCAACCGGGGAUGCGCUUCUGGUCAGCGGCGAAGGCGCGGCGAAAACGACCGUAACCAUCACGGCUAUGGAAGCGCAUUUGAUCCUGGAGAAUGCCGAGUUGCGGCUGGCUAAUAAGAACCUGCUGGAAAAAAAUAAAAAUUUGAUGGAGAGAAUUCAGACGCUGGAAACGCAGUUGAUCGGGAUUCCUCAGGAAGUCAAAGUACCGGAAAUCGAUGCGGGGGUCAACCUUAUCGCCAUUCUACAGUAUGAGAACGAUAUCAGCGUCCUCAAGACGGAGAAGCAGGAGCUGGAGGCGAAGAUCGGGAAUUUGGAGGAGAAAUUUCGAUGGGCAAAAUUUCAAGACUCUGACGACAAAGUGAACAUGCUGACCGGUUUCAAAGCGGCGUCCCUACAGCAGCUGUACCAACUCUGCGGCGGCGACGACCCCGACUUCCUGUCCCGCAUCGACUACGAAGACCCCCUCAACACCGCCAUGACCGCCCGCACCGCUAUGCAAACCUCCCGCAUGACCCUCUCCGCCGCCGACCAGUUCUUCCUCACCGCCAUCCGCCUGCACCUCAGCCUGUCCUUCGGCGUCCUGGGCCUGCUCUUUGGCGUCAACCCGUCCGUGGCGCACCGCUACUACCGCGCCUGGAUCUACGUCAUGCACCCCGACUGAGUGAGCGGCAGUGCGCGGCGGAGCUGUAUGCGUCCCUCUUCCCGGGGCGGUCGUCGGGGCUCAACGGGAUUGUGGAGAUGCUGAAGACGGAGAUUGACGACUGCUAUGGAAGGAGGCAGCGGGAGGGGGUGGCCGCUCAGAGCGCGGUGCUGCAGCGGACCCGCGCUAUCAAGUUUCCGCGCCGGAAGUGAAUGCUGGUGUGGGCUGCGGAAGGACGUACAAGCCAGACUACAAAUUGAGCAUAUUAAGGAACCGGUACAGCGAAAACAGCGUACUAUCAGCGCCACUACACUACGGUUUGGCGUGCGCCGUGAUUUUGUAUUUUUCGCUGUUUCAGUUUAUGCUCAGUUUGUAGUCUGGCUUGUAGCGGUGUUGUGCGUAUUGGAGCGUUUUCUCUGCUGGUGCUGAUUUUUGGGUUGAUGGAACGUAGUUGUUUCAUGUUUUGGUUACGGAUCUCUUUCUAGUUUCUGGUGAUAUGUGGCUGAUUUCGCCGUGUUGAUUGAUGGAUAGGAGAGUUUGUGUGUGCAAUACGCAAAUGAUUUUAACUCACUGGAAUCUUUUUGUGACAUUUUGUCGACUGUGCUCAUGCAGGAUGAA